CUCUGAUAAUAAGGAAGAAGAGGCUAUAAAUUAAUUGGAGAGGGUUUUGUCAAAGGAAAGACACAAGCUCUUUCAGAGAAGAUCUUUCGCCUUCUGUGAUUCAUAAAGGUUAGGCUGAUGGAGAAGUCCUUGCAGAAGUGGGUUUGCUCCAAGAAAACUCAGAACACUACGCCUUCAGCUGAAGAAAAGAAAAUCAAAGUGGUGUUGAAGUACAAUGCGCACUGUGAACACUGCAAUUCGGAGUUGGAGAAGUGCAUCAAGAAGUACUCAAAGGGAAUUUCAGGUGUAGUGUUAAAUAAGAAUCUGUCACUGGCGAUUGUUGAGGGUGUGUUUGAUGUGAGAAGGCUAGUGGAGCACAUCUGGCAAGAAGUUUCAAAGCGUGUGCAGAUUGUAGCUAGAAAGGGUCACUUUAGAAUUAAUUAUAUUUCCUUUAGUGGAACAGGAAACAAAUUUGUUCCUAUGAUCGAAAGAGGAAACAAUCAUGAAUUAAUAAUAAAUUAUAUGAGUUUGGAAGGGGAAAAUGCUGUUUAUUAA
Molecule: messenger RNA, 534 nt
Organism: Pistacia vera
Lineage: Eukaryota; Viridiplantae; Streptophyta; Magnoliopsida; Sapindales; Anacardiaceae
Product: heavy metal-associated isoprenylated plant protein 3-like
Exons: 4
Coding region: 118-534 (138 amino acids)
Molecular function (GO): metal ion binding
Source: RefSeq, a predicted model, not a curated record